Messenger RNA from Clarias gariepinus (North African catfish), 1700 nucleotides. Its product is annotated as RD3 domain-containing protein. NCBI's taxonomy places the organism in Eukaryota, Metazoa, Chordata, Actinopteri, Siluriformes, Clariidae. Bases 139 to 807 code for a protein of 222 amino acids. The record is from RefSeq and is a predicted model, not a curated record. The transcript is spliced from 3 exons.
UCACAGGUGUGCAUGGAAACCUGCGAAACCAUCUAGUGUCGCUUUGCAAUGUGCAUGUGUCCCUGACUGGAAAACUUAGACUGCGGACACACUGGAGUCAAGCUACAAUUCAGAAGUAGGAAAACAACUCCUGGAAAGAUGUUCCCCUGGUCUGCUGUGUUCUCUCUGGAGCCGAAGGUGCCUGGCCAGCGCACUCCGGAGGAGCUGGUCACUAACACCCUGAUGUUGGAGCUGGGUGCCAUGGUGAAGCGUACUGAACGUAUUUGUUUGGAGAAGGCCACCAAGGUGCGCCGUCGCAGCUCCUCUUCCUCACCAGACUACAGCUGGCUGGCCGGGCCUCGACCCCAUGUACCAUAUGAGCUCACAGAUAGAGAUGUGGUGGACUUGCAGGAGCUCUGUGCCCGGAUCCCACCUUCACAGUGCGGCCCUGUUAUUGUCAGGUUUCGCAAUCUUGUGUCUGAGAUUGAGCCAGAAGUGCAUAAGGUUCCUCAGCUGUUCCGCUCAGUGCUGAGGGCCUGUCUGGAUGAGGAGCAGGCUGAUGAAGACCUGCAGGUGCGCACAGCACGUUGGGAGAAGCAGCGCAGUAAAAGCCUGUCAUUCGUCACCUUCCGAUCCAAGUUCCGUGCACUUAGCCGUGGCAUGGGUAGCUUCAGUGGUUCCCGGGGCAACCUACAGGAAAGCACAUGGUCAGAGGAGGAGGAAGAAGAAGCUGCAGAGCAGGUGACAUCCGGGGCAUCACGACCAAGAAGAGGGAGGAGCCAAAGCAUGCCAGAAAUAAUCCCAACAGAGGGGUCUGCUCAGAGCUGAAGAGUGAGGAGCAAGGAAAUAGGGAACAGGGCAAUGUGGAGAGGAGAAGGAAGGAAUGGACAGGGUACCUUCAUGGUGCAAAACAAGUAGAAAGACAAAGUGUGUAGAAGAGCGUGUUAGAUCGUCAUUCACACAUGUACUCACUUUAUAACAAAAAUGUACAGUUAUGAUUUUAGUCUAUUGACUUUUUUGUUUAUACAAGCAAGAUUUGUUUGACCGAGGGGCGUUCAAAUAAAACCAGGACUUCUAAAUAGCAGAAUAACAGAACUGUUACCAUUGUUUCAUUGUGUUUCACUAGUGCUUGGAUACCAUCUAGGUAGAAAGCUUUCUCAGGAUGCUGGAGCCAUGAUCAGACUCCUGCUUCACAUCUGAAACGCUGGCCUCUCAGGAACUUCUUUUAUAAUAGGGGAUCAUGUACAUAAAUAACAGUAGUUUUAACUAGGUACUUUAACUUUUCUAUUAUUUUGCACAAUCCUGGUUUGACUUGAACACCCCUCACCACAAAUACUAAACACCAUUUCCAAAGUUUUACAUUGAUGAUAGAAUUUUUUUAAAUAUCACAGCACAUCUCAAAUUUGAUUAGUUAGAUGCUGUCAAUUGAGGCAACAAGUCUAAAAGUAGUGUCUGGAGUAAGGCUAAUCACAGUUUUAAAAAAUGCAUUAAUGUGGUUAAGCUAACAUGUUAUUUUGCAUCAUGUAAUUUUUUUCUUUUAACAAAUUGUACCCAGGGAUGUUCAUUGCAAAUGAUCUAUACAAUCUAACUUCAGGUUAUAUUACACCAAUGGUCACUAAUACAGUCCUUUAAGACAAGAAUACACAACAUAAGGUUUAGGUUAGUCUACAAGCUUGUACUGAUAAACUUGUCUAUAAACACACAGAAAAAGGAGCCAGGUU